Pestalotiopsis fici W106-1 is the source of this 3183-nucleotide messenger RNA. RefSeq lists its product as uncharacterized. Lineage: Eukaryota; Fungi; Ascomycota; Sordariomycetes; Amphisphaeriales; Sporocadaceae. Gene Ontology annotation, cellular component: core mediator complex; mediator complex. Gene Ontology annotation, biological process: regulation of transcription by RNA polymerase II. Gene Ontology annotation, molecular function: transcription coregulator activity. The transcript has 2 exons. The record is from RefSeq and is a predicted model, not a curated record. The coding region runs from base 1 to 3183 and encodes 1060 amino acids.
AUGCCUGGUGCCGUUGCCAUGGAGAACGGCAUCCAGAAUGGCCUCCCCGGCGGCGACCACGAUGCCGUCGCGCGAUCGGCGCGCAUGAACGAUCUCCCCGACGAAAUCCAACACAUAACCCAGGGAUACAUACCUCUCGGCCUCCUGCUGUCGCGCCUUGCCCAGCGCUCGCACAAUCAGUUGACGGCCAAGAUCCUGGAGCUGGCCAAGAUGCCAGUCUCGGCUCCCGCCGUCAAUGGCAACUCGGCGCCUGCUGUCAGUCUCCCGGACGACACAUCGGUAGAGAACCUGAGUAAAAAGGCAUCACUCUUGAACUUUAUGCAAGAGCUGCACGCAAGAUGGACCAAGGCGCUCGUCAUUGCUUCUUGGAGUCGCAAGGCCCCGACCGUCAGCAAGCUCAUCGACCUGAUGAACUACAUCAACAUGGAGCGCAAAGCAUUCGACGACGGCCUCGGCUACAUGGCCAACAUCAAGCGCGACCUUACUUUUGCACGACUCCCAAACCCAGAUUUACAAACAGCGCUGCAAGUCUUGUCCACCGGCAGUGCUUCAUGGAUGCCUGAUCUGGGUUACAUUGAACCGCCCCCGUUGACCGCAGAAGAGCAACUACAGUGGAUAGAGGAGCUCAACACUCUCCUCUCGCUACGACUGAACCUAGAAGAUCACGACAAGAUACCACUCCAGUUUCGCGACUACACGAUCGCAUCGGGCCGUGUGACAUUCAAGGUCGAGGGAGAAUACGAGGUCGACUUGACAAUUGCCGAUGAGGAUUUUGAGCAGCAAUACUGGUUCUUGGAUUUUCGAUUUGCUUUUACACCUGCCCCGGCAGAAUUGACCGAAACGUUGCGGGUUUUCCUCGAGGCUCGCGUAAACGAGGCCUUGGAAAAGGAAGGACUGCGAGGAUGCUACAAUUUUCUACACGAAUUUGUACUCACACACAAGAUUAGCGAGUACGUACGACAAGCACGCGAGUUGGCGAGGGCAAGCUGGGUGGACACUCUAAAGAUUGAGCGGCUCAACCGAAGCAUGGCCAUACAAUACUGGACCAACCGACACCUCCCAGACAGCCCAAAGAGUUGGAUUAUCAUGGGUGUCCACAGCGGCAGGAAAUCCGGAGCGACUACCAUUGACAACGAUGCCACGAGCUACCUCUCAUUGCGCUGGUUUAGAGAUGGCAAGGAGGUUCAAGAAUCAGAUAUCACGUUUGAGAAAUCCCAUAUAUCCACCGAAAAGCUUCUCAAAAAGGUAAUCGCACGACAUGUGGAACACAUCUUGUCCACUAUACAUGGAAAGCUCCAAACCAAGGACCGUUACCUCAAGAGGGAAGCAGCCCUCAGCCUCGACAUUUCUCGGGACGAACCCCUCGAGUCCAGUCUACGCGUACAAGUUGGACAAAAAGACUUUAUCAACCUCCGGAUAGCUCCAAUCACUGGUUCCUUUUCAAUGACGCCCCAGAGAACCGCAACGUACAAGGGAGAGCAACGUCUGAAUACUCUGGCCAAGGAUCCUACCGAAGAAGGCAUACUUGCCCUGGAAGGCGCACGCUAUGCCUGGAUGGCCGACGAUUUGAAUCGCAGAGGCAAGAGUAUGGGCUGGAGCUUCACUCGUAGUCCGGUGAGGCCCGAAGAAAUACGAAGUAUACUAAAGUCGAAAGAGUCGGGCCAGAAUUUCUGGUUCAAGAGAAAGGGUUGGCCUGCGGAAUGGUACAUGAUGUUGAGUUUGAGUUUGGCUGGGGACAGGUGGUGGCUGAUGGAGGUUGCCAACCUGCCGACUGGCCCUCGCGUUGUGACAUUUGCACAACUGCCACUCGUCACCCCGUCACCAGCUCUAAACGACACCUUCUUUGCAGGCAUGACCAUCUUUAGCGCUGCAAUGAUGUCACAAGUCAUCAACUCAAAGGAGCUACACCGACGUCACAUUAAGUAUCGUGACGAUCAGAAGAUGAGCCUUCCACAAACGCCCACCAUGAAGCUACCCAUUCUCAAGGUACGCCUAGCUGAGAUUCUUGCCGGAGGGACCAUUGCGGCCGGGAAACCUGUCACCUGGGCACAUGACCAUGUGUUUAUCAGGUUCAUGAGGAUUGAGAAUACACGACGAAUUCGAAAGGAAAUUCAGCAGGGCGAGGAUCAAGCACAAAAACAGCCACUUCUCUCCAUUGUGGCCGACGCUCGCUUCAGGGUCGUGGACCCAGCCAAGUUUGGUCUUCUCCAAGGAAACGUUGAGCAGGACGUUGCCUAUAAUACUCAACUUGGCGUCUUUGCGUUGCAGCUCAAGGCCGACCUGGGAACCACCAUUGUCGGCGACUUGGCCAACCGGAUUCACGCCAUUGAAAGACUUGUCGACUGUGUGGACGCCAUCAGGCGCAGCCCCUCGGAUAUCAAAUGCGAUACCAUCACUCUUGCUCGAGUCGACUUUACCUAUAGCGAUGCAAUCGGACGCACUGCCGGAAAUGCAGCGGAAGCCAACAUUCGACGUUGGAAGGCUUCUCUGGACCUACGAUCCGAUCAGAUCAAGAUGUCUCUGGAGAAAGGAAACCCCCAUCUACGUAUCCUUGACGGUCUCAACCGCCUCAUUAACUCUUCGUUGGGUUUCAGCAAGCUUCCACAAUACUUGGCCUUUACCCUUCCCGCAAUAAAGGCAUUGGACCAGAUCGAGGAUUCUUGGGCCCAAGUACCACAGGGACGUGCCGAGAUCUUUUCCGAGCAACUAGAUUGGUUCACUAUUAGAUACAUCUUGUCAGGACCGAACAAGGCUGCACCACGAGUCUAUCGCAUCGCCUUGAAGCUCAGGGAACGACGUGGUUCGCCAUUCUGGCACGUUACUCGAUCCGAAAUUGGACCAAACUCGAACCCCGACGACGAGUUCAAGCCAGUGCUAGCAAAAGUCUGGAGCCAAGCCAAUGCAGGUUGGCAGAAUUUUGGCGACAGCGCUUGCUGCAACGCAGACGAUAGCAUCAUUGCACUGCUCAAGGCGGUGGACGAUGCAGCAAGAGAGUUGGCAAAGAAGCCAGUCCCUACCUCGCCAGUGGCUUCAAGGCAGCCAGCAAAGACGCAACCUACACCAAAGAUGCAACCAGCAUCGAAACCAAACAACCAAAAGAAUACGGCAGCUCAAGCAAACCGGGGCCGGCCGAUGCAGCAGCAAUCAGGCACCUCGAGCAAUACUGCUAUUACUCUAGACUAG